Schistocerca gregaria is the source of this 1738-nucleotide messenger RNA. RefSeq lists its product as uncharacterized. The record is from RefSeq and is a predicted model, not a curated record. Gene Ontology annotation, molecular function: RNA binding. The transcript has 2 exons. Bases 19 to 825 code for a protein of 268 amino acids. NCBI's taxonomy places the organism in Eukaryota, Metazoa, Arthropoda, Insecta, Orthoptera, Acrididae.
AACUUUUCGCCUGCUGAGAUGACAGAGGCUACAGGUGUAGCCUCAACGCCGCAGUCUGCAUUUCGCCUGCACAUUCGAGGGCUUUGCGAGGAAUUUACGUUUGAGGAGGUUUCGCAGAGAUUUCGACAAUUUGGGAGAUGUGUGUCGAUGGAGGUGGUUCCGGAGAGAGAGUUUGGAUAUGUUCAAUUGGAAGACUCUUCUCCGGAGCAGGUGAAACAGGCUAUUCGCGCGUUUUCAAACGUGCGUUGGAAGGGACAUAUAUUGGUGGCCUCGCUAGCCAAGCCAAAGUACAUCGAGAUGUUGAAGGAGAGGUGGAAGCGGGAUGAAGAAAAGGCUAGAAAGGAGAGAGAAGUUCAGGAGGUCAAACGACAGAGGAAGAUGUUGGUGGAGGAGGUUUCGCCCGCGGAGCGAAAUGAGACGGAUUACUUGUCAGAUGAAUUUCGCCCGUCUUUGCCUGAAAAUUGGGUUAAGGUGCCAAUUGGGGUUGGGAGGUACUUGCCGGUGAUGAACUUGGGCUAUCAGUUUGGAUUUGGAGAUGUGACAGUGAAUCCGAGGGAGUUUUUCAAAUCCAUUAAGCUAUUGCAUUAUCACGUUCGUGAUACCGUGGUGAAAAAGUUGAUGUAUAGGAUGAGCAGGAGGACCAUUGAGAGGGCUAGAAAAGAGCACCGAAGAGAGGCAAUGGAAAUAUUGAAAAAAAUGCGCAUUGCCAUUGAAGAGAAGCUUGCAAAUGAAAAAAAAAACAGAGCAGAGCAACGAUACCAGGUGAUGCGGACGAUGGGGGCUUUGAGGAAGAAGAAAGCGCAUGCAGGAACACGGCGAGUCUAGGAAUUUGCCCGUGCACGUAGGGCCGGUCGAUGUAAAGUGGCGAUGAGGGAGUGUUCCUAAAAAAGUGUACGCACGAUGUACAUAUGAUGUACACAGAAGCAGAAGGAGGUUUUGAGAGCGCUCGCGAUCAAUUUUGUUGGGCUCAUUUUUUUCACAGAUAUUUCAGAGGGCUUGCUUUUUGCGGGGCGGAUUCUUCGCCCUGUUCUACUCAUUUUUCGACUCACGCGGCGAUUUUUGCGGCAGGAUGGAAGAAGAAUCCCCGCAAAUUGAUUGGUCAUCGAAGCGCAUCCCGGCCAAUAGCGAAUAUGCGUACUCCGAUUUGGUCAGAGACGAAGAUGAAAAAAUUUUUUGCAUGUUGAAGGAAGGAGUUUAUCGUCCAAGUGCGCCGUUCCGUUUCCUUCCGGAGAGCGAGAGUGAGCCCGUCUUGACGCCCGAGAUAAGCGCGUUUUUGUCGCCGUUCGUGUCGAAGCCCUUGCCGGCGCGGCCCGCGCCGAAGGGACCGGUCAGUAGGCAGGAGUUUGUGGCAAUUUUUUCGCAUUUGUACAGGUUCCGAACGGACGCAGCGGUCGCAGCUCAAGGCAGGGUGCAAGAAGCGCAACUGAGCGAGGCUGCGGAGGGGUUCUAUCGAGGCGAAAAAAAUUGGGUGCAGGUUUACAAGGAAUGGGAAGAAGCGCGGUCUCAACUGGUUCGACUGGCACGUCAGAACCACAAGUACGCUCGGUGGAAGUUCAAGCAAAAGGAGAGCAUCAGGAGUCUGAAGCAGAGACAGAACAGGCUGGCGAAGUGACGGACAAGGCCGGGCGAAAAUGAGGGGUGCCAGCGCGUACAGUGAGUACGCUUGUGCGCGUUAUUGUGAUUGAUAGAGGACGCGGUGCGUGUGUGAGAGAAGAUGUGUACGAUACGAUGACAGGUA